Geodia barretti is the source of this 1086-nucleotide messenger RNA. The record is from the annotation of a GenBank genome assembly. NCBI's taxonomy places the organism in Eukaryota, Metazoa, Porifera, Demospongiae, Tetractinellida, Geodiidae.
GGCCCGCGCCAAGUAGCCAGUCUGUUGGGGUGUGACAACGACGACCUAAUAUUCACCAGUGGCGGAACGGAAGCUAAUAACCAUGCCAUCAAAGGGGUUGCCAUUGCCUACCGAGCGCGCGGCAACCACAUCAUCACUUCGGCAGUUGAGCAUCCGGCCGUUACCGAGGUUUGCCACUACCUGGAGGGUCAGGGCUUCCGAGUAACCUAUCUUCCAGUGGACGAGUACGGAAUAGUGGAAGUGAGCCAAGUAGAGGAAGCGCUCACUGAAGAGACUCUGCUGGUUACCAUAAUGCACGCCAACAACGAAGUUGGCACCAUAGAGCCGAUCGCUGAAAUAGCCCAGGCAGCCCAUCGGUGUGGCGCCCUGGUUCAUGCGGACUGCGCCCAAUCAGUCGGUAAGAUACCAGUGAAGGUGGAUGACCUGGGAGUGGACUUGCUGUCCAUCGCUGGACACAAGCUCUAUGCGCCCAAGGGUAUCGGCGCCCUCUACAUAAGGCCAGGAGUUAAGCUGGAAAAGCUGAUGCACGGCGCCAAUCACGAGCAAAACCGACGGGCUGGCACAGAGAACGUCAUAGAGAUGGCGGGCUUGGGUAUGGCAUGUGAGUUAAUUGAACUGAAACUCCCGGCGUAUGCCGGUCACAUGCGUCAGAUGAGGGACCGGCUUGAACAGGGUUUGCAGGGACUGAACUGCGACGUGAGAAUAAACGGCCAUCCGGAUAAGCGAUUGCCCAACACUACCAGCGUCAGCUUCAGGGGCCUCGAGGCGGACCGGUUAUUGGCCAACCUGCUGACGGUGGCCGCCUCCGCCGGGGCCGCCUGCCACAGUGACCAGGUUGAAGUGUCCCACGUAUUGGCCGCUAUGAACGUUCCAUUGGAAUAUGCCAUGGGAAACUUUGCGCUUUUCCGUGGGACGCUAUACCACCUUGGAAGAAAUCGACCGGGCGGUGGCCGAGGUUGGAGACGUGGUUGGCGAGUUGACCAGCGUCCAGGCAACCGCCGACUGAAAAUCACCAACAAGGAGCAUGAGUGUUCCCAGACUCGCCUGGCCUUUAUGUCUUGUCACCCAUUUGGAAGAGAAGUUUAG